AUGGCGCCACAGCUGGAAAACAGCUCACACGCCUCAGAGGAGGAGGCCCUAGACACGCUGGAUGAAGUGCACCAUAUAAACAGCUUACCGCCGAUGGUUCCCACAGAGGACUACUGGGCCCCAGUAACUAAUGGGGAUAUCCUCAAUUUAAUGAAGAAUAUUCAAACAUUUUUCAAGGCUGAUCUUGACAUGGUCAGAGAAAAGCUAGUGGCCCUAAUUGACAAAAUCAAAACUAUGGAAGAUGAUAUGGCUAACAAUCAACAGGAUUCUCAGGCACAACAAGCUUCUCUGGUCCACAAGUCUCUUGGGACUUUGCAGGCACGAAUCGACUCCCUGGAUUACGGGAGAGGGGUAACUGAGGAAGUUGAAGAGGGAAAACUGCCCCACUUUAUUCGCUUACCUCCCCCUGCAAAGGCAUAUACCUGGAUGAGGUUGGCAGGAUUCCUACAUCACUCAGUUCUCCAACAGCAUCCCCUCAAGACAGUUUCAGUUUCCAGACCCUUGGUGAUAAAUUGGCUGUUGUAUCUGCUGUGAAAGAUGAGACCCGUAUUCAGUCUGAAACCAUGCAACUCGCCUUCCUUCAAGAUCUCUGCAGAUCCACUCUGCUAUGGAGAAGAUCUCUAUCCUCAACCAAGCGGUUGCAGGACUUAAAUGUCAGGUACAGAUGGUGGUCAAAUCGAAAUCUUAUAGCUGACGCCAAUGGGACACAGCAUAAGCUCACAUCUGAGGCUGACUCAGCAGUAUUCCUGCAGGCCUGCGGACUACAUCAGGGUCUGGGACUGCACUAA
Pelobates cultripes (western spadefoot toad) is the source of this 788-nucleotide messenger RNA. The record is from the annotation of a GenBank genome assembly. NCBI's taxonomy places the organism in Eukaryota, Metazoa, Chordata, Amphibia, Anura, Pelobatidae.